Micropterus dolomieu (smallmouth bass) is the source of this 3124-nucleotide messenger RNA. It is a transcript of the gene nln, whose product is annotated as neurolysin (metallopeptidase M3 family). Gene Ontology annotation, cellular component: mitochondrial intermembrane space. Bases 128 to 2254 code for a protein of 708 amino acids. Gene Ontology annotation, biological process: peptide metabolic process; proteolysis. Gene Ontology annotation, molecular function: metalloendopeptidase activity. Lineage: Eukaryota; Metazoa; Chordata; Actinopteri; Centrarchiformes; Centrarchidae. The record is from RefSeq and is a predicted model, not a curated record. The transcript has 13 exons.
GCGGAACUGAAAAGCAUUUUCCACAUGCAAGAGAGAGGGAACCAAGUGCUGCUGCUGCUGCUGCUGCUGCGUUCCAGUAAGAGGAAAAUAAUUUUUUGUGCACGGAAAAACGCAUGAAACCGCUGGCAUGUGUGCAUUAAGAGUUGUAGUCUGCAGAACGCUUUGCAGCGUCCCUGAAACUGUCCUGAGAAUGACCAUCCAGAACGGCUCUGUGAUAUCUGCCAGAGACUGCUCUCAGGCAGCAAAUGCGAGGAACACUCUGAGAUGGGACCUGUCUCCAGUUGAGACCAGGGCCAUGACAGACAGCUUGAUUAACAGAGUAAAAAAGGUCUAUGAUGACAUCGGAUCUCUGAAAAUAGAAAAUGUUUCUGCUGAGAACACCCUGAAAGCAUUGGCUAAUGUCAAGCUGGAUUAUGCAUCAUCACGCCAUGUCCUUGAUUUCCCCCAGUAUGUUUGUCCCUCUAAAGAGGUUCGGACAGCGAGCACAGAGGCAGACAAGAAACUCUCUGAGUUUGAUGUGGAGAUAAGUAUGAGGGAAGAUGUGUUCAAGCGAAUUACUGCCUUGCAGAAAAAGCACAUGGACAACCUUUUGCCUGAAGAAAAGAGGUUCUUAGACAGACUAGUUACAUUAGGCAAGCGGAAAGGAUUGCACCUGUCUAAAGAUACACAAGAGGAAAUUAAAAGAACUUCAAAGCUUAUAAGUGAACUCUCCAUAGAGUUUAACAAGAAUCUGAAUGAGGACAACACAACGGUUGUUUUUUCUGAGCGUGAAUUGGGUGGGCUAGCAGAUAGCUAUCUCAAUGGGUUGGACAAGACAGCAGAUGGGCGGUACAAAGUAACACUUGAAUAUCCCCAUUACUACCCCCUGAUGAAGAGGUGUCACAAUCCUGAGACCAGGAGGAAGAUGGAAACCGCUUUUCACAGCAGGUGUAAAGAGGUAAACGCAGCGAUCCUUGAGCAAUUGAUACAACUGAGGGCAAAGGUCGCAGACUUACUUGGUUACAGUAGCCAUGCAAACUAUGUGCUGGAGAUUAACAUGGCCAAGAAUGCGAGCAAUGUGUCUGACUUUUUAGAUACAUUCUAUGAAAGACUAAAGCCCAUUGGAAUCAAGGAGAGGAAAUAUAUUCUUGCACUUAAGAAGAGGGAGUGCUUGAUGCAGGGCUACCAGUUUGAUGGACAGAUCAACGCCUGGGAUUUACCCUACUACAUGAAUCAAGUGGAGCAGUGCAAGUUUGCUGUGAACAAGGACAAACUAAUUGAGUAUUUCCCGCUUGACGUGGUGACAGAAGGACUGUUUGGUAUCUACCAGGAGCUGCUGGGUCUCACAUUCACAGAGGUGGAACAUGCUCAUGUAUGGCAUGAAAGUGUCAAGCUAUAUUCAGUCCAGGACGCUGAGACAGGAGAGGAAAUUGGCCAGUUCUACAUGGACUUGCAUCCCAGGGAAGGAAAGUAUGGCCACGCAGCCUGCUUUGGGCUGCAGCCUGGCUGCAGAGGACCUGAUGGAAAACGCAGGCUUCCAGUGGCAGCUAUGGUGGCUAACUUUACCAAGCCCAGAAAAGAAUGGCCUUCUCUUCUUCAGCACCAUGAAGUGGAGACUUACUUUCAUGAGUUUGGUCAUGUUAUGCAUGAGCUCUGUUCUAAGAUCACUUUUUCAGAAUUCAGUGGGACCCUGGUGGAGACAGACUUUGUGGAGGUGCCUUCGCAGAUGCUUGAGAACUGGGUUUGGGAGAAGGAGCCUCUGAGAAGAAUGUCUCGCCACUACAAGGAUGGCAGCCCAAUCCCAGACAACCUGCUUGACAAACUGAUUGCAUCCAGAGUAGCAAACACUGGACUGAUGAACCUGCGUCAGGUAGUCCUCAGUAAAGUUGACCAGUCGCUUCACACCAGCCCUCAUGCAGAUACAGCAGAGGUGUUUGCAAAGCACUGCCAGGACAUCCUUGGUGUUCCUGCCACACCAGGUACCAAUAUGACAGCCAGUUUCAGCCACUUGGCUGGAGGAUAUGAUGGUCAGUACUAUAGCUACCUAUGGAGUGAAGUCUACUCCAUGGACAUUUUUUUCAGUCGUUUUAAAAAAGAAGGCAUUUUGAAUCCAAAGCUGGGAAGAGAGUACAGAAGGGUGAUCUUGGAAGCAGGUGGCUCUGUGGAUGGAACUGACAUGCUGGAAACCUUCCUCGGACGUGGCCCAUGCCAGGAUGCCUUCUUUCAAUGCAAAGGACUGUUCAGUUCUCAGGAAACACAAAGGGUUGUCACUUAAUAUACAUUUAAGAGUUUCUGAAAGCAUGGUAUAUUUGUAAUUGUCUGGAUGCAGAAAAAUGCUUUGCCUGAAGUGUAUCAUUACUGUGUUUAAGUUUUUCUACCUGAUAAUUUCUGUAUUUCUAAAUCUAUUGAUCGACUCCAGACUGUACAGAACCCAGCUUCCAGACCUUUAACCAAAAAAGGAAAAAAAACUGUUUAAGCUUCAUUUCACUGGCUCCCAGUGUAUUUUAGAAUAGAUUUUUAAAUGUUAUUGAUUACUUAAAGCCUCUCCCCCUGCUAUAUUUCUGACCUUUUUAGUACCGUAUGCACCGGUACGUACUUUGAGAUCCUAAGGCAAAGGAUUAUCACAAAUGCCAGAUCAUCCACCCAUCAUUGUAGUUUAUACAAAAUUUUGGAUGGUGUUUUCUAGCUACACGUAGACGGCUACAUUUGUGUGUUUUUAUCUACAAGGAAAUCCUGUGCAAAUUACCCGGUUACCUUUGUAGCCUCCGUAACUUUGCGGUCAGUAGUUACCAAAUACUUUCUAGCAGGCUAUUGCAUAUAAAAGUCCCCAGGCUUGUUUUCAAGUUAGGAAAUACUGCCUUUUCAUAUUGUGCACCCUCAACAUGGAACUCCUUAAAAAGAUUCUGUAGUUGGAGGUGCUGAUACGACUUAGGGAGUUUAAUUCUCUGGUUGCAGAUAUCCUUAAGGAGGAGUGUAGGAGUUUCCCAUAGGCUUUAAGUGUAUGUACAGCUGUCUUGGAAGAUAUUUUGAUGAAUUGUAUUGCCAUAUGUGUCACUGUAACUUUUAAAUGCCGUUCCGCAACCUUGGCCUGGUCUCCCUUGAAAAAAGAUUAUAUCUGAAUGGGCUUCUUUCUAGUUAAAUAAAG